GUCAAACAAAGUAUACUUGUUUUGAUCAUUAAGGAAUAAUAACAAUGAGUGGCAAAAGCAGCUUCCCUGUUUGCUUUUCUUUGGGGACAUUUUUCCUCCUUCUACUCAACCACGUCAGUGCUGAAAAUAGAACUGAACCGAGGAAAAAUGCAAAUCUAAGCCCAUUCGAGAGUUGGAGGAGCGCUUACUUCUGCAUGAACAAUACACCCAUACCACCUUCUUGCUUGGGAAAACAUGGAUACAUAAUGAAACUGGAUGGUGUGCUAGACGUGAGUGCCUCUGAUAUCAGCGACUUUUGUAACAAUGGUUGCAAAAGUCACACCUUAGAUGUCUUAAGUUGCAUCCAAGAUGUGAAGAGAGACUUCUACUUCGGGACCAAACAAAACGUCUCCUUUGUCAAGGAUGCCAUUAUCAAUGCAUGUGCUGCUUCUCAGCGUUACGCUUUAAAUACAAAUGUUACGAAGGACCCUAACAGUGCCACUAGUUUGUAUGGGAGAUUAUAUGUGCCCCUUGUUUCAACACUAACCACCAUGGCCUUCAUUGCCACCUUUGGGGUGUGACAGUUUUCUCAGCCAUGUAUAUGUGAAUGGAUAAGUGAGCAGAGGAGAUGCCAGAAACAUGGACAUUUAGUUGAAUGUUGAGUCUUAUGAUUUCAUAUGUAAUCCAUACAAAUAAAUAAGAAAGUAGUGAUCUCGAUAUGCAUAGCUGAAUAAGGAAAAAAAAUAUAGUGGACAAUUUAAUUAUAACAAGAAUUACUUAUUAUUAUGUUUGUUAUAUACACAUCAAAUACCAAUUAUGUUGGUCCAAGUGGUAAGAAAAAUGACUUUACUUCAUGCACAAGUAAAAGAAUUUACCUUGUACGCGAGUCUAUUAGGAAUCAUUCUAAAGAGUUUAACAGGUAUGUAUUGUCAUUGUAAAAGUUAUUACAAUGUGAAUGUGAUGAUUAUGAAAGAAUGAAUGAGUCAAAAGCAAUUUUGGAAACAAA
Glycine soja is the source of this 985-nucleotide messenger RNA. RefSeq lists its product as uncharacterized. The coding region runs from base 45 to 560 and encodes 171 amino acids. The transcript is spliced from 4 exons. The record is from RefSeq and is a predicted model, not a curated record. NCBI's taxonomy places the organism in Eukaryota, Viridiplantae, Streptophyta, Magnoliopsida, Fabales, Fabaceae.